Pogona vitticeps (central bearded dragon) is the source of this 2216-nucleotide messenger RNA. Its product is annotated as myelin protein zero-like protein 1. The record is from RefSeq and is a predicted model, not a curated record. Gene Ontology annotation, cellular component: focal adhesion; plasma membrane; cell surface. Lineage: Eukaryota; Metazoa; Chordata; Lepidosauria; Squamata; Agamidae.
UACGUAGUCCCUCAUCAUCGAUAUAUCAAAGACAAGAGUCAAAGCACUCUGCUUAAGUCACUCAACCUAUUCCGACGGCGCUGGACCGACACCGAAGGAACGCCGCCGCUCUACCAUCUGUCCAGCCCUACAUAUGAAACCCAAAGGUAGCUCCCCGUCACGUGUCUACAACAGAGGGCGGGGCGCUCCUUGCCAAUGGCCCACCUUUUCCCGAAUGAAAUCUGGAACUCCCAAUCGCCUUCUACUUUGAGGAGCAAAAGGCAGAGCUUGGAGAAAAGGAGAUGUAGGAUUCAGGAGGUGUGUGUGACUGACAGCGCUGCGGCUCAAUCCCCGCCUGGAGGUUCCCCCCGGCCCUCCUACCCGUCUCCAACCAUGGGCGGGGGUGGAACAAUGGAAAGAAAAGGAGGUGGAGGCAGAAAAAUGGCAGCGGCGGCGGCGGCGAUUGCGGCGGUAGUAUUAACGGCGGCGAGAGGCGGCGGUCUGAGGCGAAGCGCGACGUCUACUGCCUGCUGUUGUUUUCCCGCGCUGUUGCUGGCGGCGUCGCUGGGCUUGUUCCAGGUUUCAGCUGUGGACAUCUACACGCCAGGAGAACUCUCUGUGGAGAAUGGGACAGAGGCAAAGCUUCCAUGUACUUUUGCAUCAUCAGAAGUGAUCAGCAGUGCAGCUUCCGUCACCUGGAGCUUUCAAGCAGAGGGAUCGACUACAUCUGUUUCGUUCUUCUAUUAUUCCAAUGGGAAAGCAUAUCCUGGAAAGAGUACACAAUUUAAGGACAGAAGCAGCUGGGCUGGAGAUCUUAACAAGAAAGAUGCAUCUAUAAGUAUAGCAAACAUGCAGUUUCAGGACAAUGGAACUUAUAUCUGUGAUGUUAAGAAUCCUCCAGACAUAGAAGGGACUCGGGGAGAAAUCAAAGUCAGAGUUGUGGAGAAAGGUAUAGUAGGCCCUGGUAACUUGCGUGUAUUUCCCACUGCCCUUGUGGCAGGAAGCAUUGGUGGAGUUUUGGGUUUCAUUUUGCUCAUUGCUCUUACUGUGUGUGCUGUGUAUAGAAAGAAGAAUUCUAAAAAGCAUUACUCUGGCUGCAGUACCUCUGAGAGCUUGGUGUCUCCAGUUAAGCAGGCUCCACGGAAGUCCCCCUCCGACACAGAGGGUCUGGUAAACAGCGUGCCCAUCCGAUCACACCAGGGACCAGUAAUUUAUGCACAGUUAGAUCACUCCGGAGGGCAUUACAGUGACAAGAUCAUCAAGUCAGAGUCUGUGGUCUAUGCUGACAUUCGGAAGAACUGAGGAGAUCUCAACCCUACCCAAAGCUAAACAAAAAUUCAAACUGGAAUCGCUUGAAGAAAAUUGACCCAGAGAACUCACAUGUGGCCUUUGAUGCCUAGGCUAGGACCAAUGCAUGUGCAAACAAAGAGAAAGAGAUUAUAUAUUGUGUGUAAAUAGUCUUAUUUAAUCGUACAGAAAUGAGAACAAUGUUGCAUGUUGAACUAUGAUAAGAAUUCUGCUUAUAAAUUGCCCUUUUUGUAUCUAGGAUAAGGGGAAGACAUCAAAUAUUCAUUUGCACCCUUAAUUUGUCUUGAUUGUGGAAAAACUGAAAAAUUCCUGCAUAUUCUAAUUGAUUUGAUACCUUGGUGUUUUUUUAACAGGGUCUGUUCCUUUCGUUGAAAUGGACAUGAAGAACUGUUUUGGCAUGAAUCUUUUUCACACACGUUUUCGUAUUUCAUGCCUCUCUACUCCUUCCUGGACACAUUUUAUCCAUAUGAAAAUCUUUCACUUGCCUUCAGCUCCCAGCAUGUUUUUUUAAACUGAAGUUAAAGGUCUAUUUUCAGGGCAUUAAUUAAAACAUACAUCUUUUGAAGGUAGUCUCCCAUAAGAGUAAAGUGGUUUUUCCACCUUUAUAAAUUAAAAUGAGGCAUUUUUGAUAAUGCAGUAUUGAUAAGAGGUCCCCUUUUCUUUACUUUCCCCUUCCACAUCUCUAAAUGUGAAUACUUCAGGUCUUAUGGAGUAUCAGCAAUAUGAGGGGGUGCUGAUAAGUAUUGAGCCUUUCCCAGAAAAAACUGAGCUAGGAAGCUGUAACUCCCACACUAUUCCCCAGGAAGUCAAUGCACCUGAGAGAUCUGUGCUGCAGCUUCUCAAGUCCCACAGAUAAAAUUCUUCCGACUGCUGGUGUAACCCACUCGUUUGCAGCAUUAGUUGCCUCCAGAACACUCCCAAAUUAUUGU